Messenger RNA from Ornithorhynchus anatinus (platypus), 1119 nucleotides. It is a transcript of the gene ANKRD63, whose product is annotated as ankyrin repeat domain 63. Gene Ontology annotation, molecular function: protein binding. Lineage: Eukaryota; Metazoa; Chordata; Mammalia; Monotremata; Ornithorhynchidae. The record is from RefSeq and is a predicted model, not a curated record.
GCGUGUGCGGGGGGGUCUCUGGGGCGGCAGCGGCGGCCCCCCCCCCCUUGGCGACCCCGGGCCAUGCUGAAGCCCAAGGACCUGUGCCCCCGCGCGGGGACGCGCACCUUCCUGGACGCCAUGCAGGCGGGCAAGGUGCACCUGGCGCGCUUCGUGCUGGACGCCCUGGACCGCAGCAUCAUCGACUGCCGGGCGGAGCAGGGCCGCACGCCGCUGAUGGUGGCCGUGGCCCUGCCGGACCCCGCGCUGCGGCCCCGCUUCGUGCGGCUGCUGCUGGAGCAGGGCGCCGCCGUCAACCUGCGCGACGAGCGCGGCCGCACGGCCCUGAGCCUGGCCUGCGAGCGCGGCCACCUGGACGCCGUGCAGCUGCUGGUGCAGUUCAGCGGCGACCCGGAGGCGGCCGACGCGGCGGGCAACAGCCCGGUGAUGUGGGCGGCGGCCUGCGGGCACGGCGCGGUGCUGGAGUUCCUCGUGCGCUCCUUCCGCCGCCUCGUGCGCCUCGACCGCACCAGCGCCGGCCUCACCGCCCUGCAGCUGGCCGCCGCUAGGGGGCACGCGCCCUGCGUGCAGGCCCUCACCGCCUGGGGGCGCGCCGCCGCCGCCGCCGCCGCGCGCGCCCGCGCCCCCGACGCCGAGCCCGCGCCCGCGCCCGGCCCCCAGCCCCGCCGGCCCAGCCCCCGCCGCCCGCCGCGCCCCCUGCUGGCGCGCUUCGCGCGGCCGGCGGGCGGCCCGGGCCCGGCCCGGUCGCUAGGCAACGAGCGCCCCGACCUGGGCCGCAGCCUCAGCCUGGCGCCGGGCGCCGGGGCCGACGAGGCCGCCGGGCUCCGGUCCUCGAGGCCCGAGCUGCCGGAGGGCGACGACGACCGGCGGGACGACGCCGACCGGCCGGAGGACGCCGACCGGCGGGAGGCGGGGGCGGAGACCCCCGCUCGCGCCCGCGCCCGCGCCCCCGCCGGGCUCGCCCCGCAGCCCGAGGGCGCCCCCUGGCGGGGCCGCCUGCUCCUGCGCCGCCGCUCCACGGCCCCAGACAUCCCCAGCCUGGGCGGGGGCGCGGCGGGGGAGGGGGGAGGCGAGCCCCACUCGCUGCCCCCGGCCCGGCCCGGCCCGCAGCCGCCCUAA